Molecule: messenger RNA, 636 nt
Organism: Laetiporus sulphureus 93-53
Lineage: Eukaryota; Fungi; Basidiomycota; Agaricomycetes; Polyporales; Laetiporaceae
Product: ras protein
Exons: 7
Coding region: 1-636 (211 amino acids)
Biological process (GO): signal transduction
Cellular component (GO): plasma membrane
Molecular function (GO): GTP binding; GDP binding; GTPase activity
Source: RefSeq, a predicted model, not a curated record
AUGUCAAGAGCACAGUUUCUGAGGGAAUACAAAUUGGUCGUUGUCGGAGAUGGUGGUGUGGGAAAGUCUGCCCUCACGAUCCAAUUCAUCCAGAGCCACUUUGUGACAGAAUAUGACCCUACGAUCGAAGAUUCGUACCGGAAGCAAUGCGUGAUCGACGACGAAGUCGCUCUGCUAGACGUGCUUGAUACCGCAGGCCAAGAGGAAUAUGGGCCGAUGCGUGAGCAAUACAUGCGCUCCGGGGAAGGAUUCCUACUCGUCUAUUCCAUCACGUCGCGGGCGUCGUUCGAGGAACUGAGCAACUUCCAUCAGCUGAUCUUGCGUGUGAAGGAUCAGGACUCCUUCCCAGUCAUCGUGGUGGCGAACAAGAGUGACUUGGAAUACGAACGUCAAGUAGGCAUGAAUGAGGGUCGUGCUCUGGCAAGACACUUCGGCUGCGAGUACAUCGAGACAUCAGCAAAACACAAACUUAAUGUGGACGAAGCCUUCUAUACGCUUGUCCGAGAGAUCAGGCGACACAAUAAGGAGCAGCAGACAGGCCGUCCCGCGCAGCCCGGUAUGCAUACGGAGCCUGGCAACGCAUCAAGGGCCGACUCCGACGAUGCCGGCUGCUGCGGUAGAUGCAUCGUCGCGUGA